CCAGGAGGACUGUCCCUGCAAUUAAACCACACCGAUAAAGUGAGGAAAUUGUGGAAAAUAGGAUAAUUAAUGAUUUAACGGCGUUCUGUUUUGGAUGAAUACGGACGGCUCUUGGGUAGCGAAAAACUUCUAAAGACGGAGACGCAUUUUUAGACUACCGAUGGCGCAAAGCGGAACUUCAUUUUCCAUCCAUGACAUACUAACCCGCGGACGUGAUAGCAUUCCGGUCACCAGGGAAUAUCCACAAGUAGGUGCGCUGGCCGGCUCCGAGCUCCAAAGAGAACCUGUAAAGAACAGCAAGGGGUGCCGCAAUGCCUCCGACUCGGAUUACAGUGACCAACACAAUGGAGAUACAACCGGAGAGGUCCAGAACACUCGGGGAGGUGGAAAAAUCGUUCGAGACCAGUGCGAGGGAGAGGAGGUUUUGCCGUACCUCUGUGGCGAGGAAUCAACCGGAGACGAACCGGAAUAUGGGGGAUAUCAAAAAGCAAACAAAAAGGACGGGGAGCGGGGAAAGCUGGAGAGUUGCGGCCAUGGUGAGCAUCCCAAAUCCAGCAAGAAGCGGUCGCGAGCUGCCUUCUCCCACGCGCAGGUUUAUGAACUGGAGCGGCGCUUUAACUUGCAGCGGUACCUGUCCGGCCCGGAGAGAGCGGACUUGGCCGGGGCUCUUAAACUCACAGAAACACAAGUGAAGAUCUGGUUCCAGAACAGGAGAUACAAAACCAAACGGCGACAAAUGGCAGCGGAGAUGGCAGCCAGCUCCACCCCGGCCAUGGCAAAGAAAGUGGCGGUUAAAGUACUGGUGAGGAACGACCAGAGGCAGUACAGAGUUGAGGAGCUACCCGCUCCGUCUGUCCUUCCAUUGUACCCAGCCUAUCAGUACUAUCCCUACAUUUACUGUUUCCAGCCGUGGUUGUCUAACACGGCGCUCUGUGGCGGACUGCACUGAGGCUAUACAUUCUGCAAGCUAUU
Molecule: messenger RNA, 972 nt
Organism: Megalops cyprinoides (Indo-Pacific tarpon)
Lineage: Eukaryota; Metazoa; Chordata; Actinopteri; Elopiformes; Megalopidae
Gene: nkx3.3
Product: NK3 homeobox 3
Exons: 2
Coding region: 161-949 (262 amino acids)
Biological process (GO): regulation of transcription by RNA polymerase II; cell differentiation
Cellular component (GO): nucleus
Molecular function (GO): DNA-binding transcription factor activity, RNA polymerase II-specific; RNA polymerase II cis-regulatory region sequence-specific DNA binding
Source: RefSeq, a predicted model, not a curated record